GCUUAAAAUAUGCGGUUUAAAUUUACAAUUUAUUUAACACUACUAUUUUUAUGGAAAGUAAAAAUGGAAGUUAAUUCUGAUGGCACUCUUUCGGUAGUUUCCCUGAAAAAUUUGGUAGAUAUGGAGAAUAUUUUAAUCGGCGACCUAGAAAACUACACAAUAGAUCUAAAGGAAAAAAUUACUACAAUAGAAAGUUUUCUCAAGGAAGUUCAAGCCAAACGAGAAAUCUCUAAGAAAAAUCCCGAAGAGUUUGUAUCGCAUCCUUUGAAUGGAUAUUCUCUAAUUCGUCGUCUUCAUGAGGAUUGGUCCUACAUCGAGGCGUACAUGUCGAGAGUAGUGGGCGAAAGCUAUCUGGAAAAUAUUAAAUACUUUUUAGACCUGAAUUUUGUCACAGAAAAGGACAUGAACAAUGCCAUUAAUGGAAUUUUUUCAAUCCAAUUACACUAUGCUCUAGAAAACACGGAUAUAGCUAGAGGAUUUUUGAUGGGCAGGCAAUAUAAUGCCAGUCUAAAUACAUUGGAAUGCAUGGUUAUGGCCGACUAUUCUACACAUACUGGACAAGAGCAGUCUUCUAUAAAUUGGCAUAAGGCAGCUUUGCAACAAUAUGAUGAAUUGGAACACGGCCAAGAACUUCGGGAGGUUUUCAAUUUUACGUUACCAAUGUUAUACAUAAGUUAUACAAACUCCUUGUUAGUCAAAGGACUUCGCAGAGCCAGUUUAGAUCUUAUUCGAGGAGUUUCCGGUUCUGACGUUAGACUUUGGCAUCUUCAUCGCGAUCAUGAAAGACUACUUACGGCUUAUGGGCCCGAUGCAAUCUAUCUCUAUCCGCCACUUACCAGUGCCCAAUUGAGCUGUAUGGGCCAAUCAAAACAAUCAAAAACAUUAAAAUCCGAACAAAAAUGUUUCUACGAACGAAGACGGACUGCCUUCCUAACAAUUGCUCCUCUCAAAACGGAAAUAUUAAAUCUAGAUCCUUAUAUAGCUAUUUUUCAUGAUGUCAUUUAUGAAAGUGAAAUUGAGAGAGUGAAAAAUACAUCACUUUCUUCGUUCAAGAGUCCUUCACCAAAUCACCAAAAAUACAAUGUCCAAUUUGCCAAGGUCUAUGAAGAUCAGAAAAGUAAGUUGAAUAAACGCAUUAAGGACCUAACAGGAGAUGAAGUGGAAAAGGAAGAUAAGGACUUUGAUGUAUUCAACUAUGGUUUAGGUGGGUUUUCACACUCUAAAUUGGAUAUACCUAAUGAAGAGGAUAAAAAGUCUGGCCUAGGCAAUUUUCUUACUAGUGUUAUGUUUUUUUUGAGUGAUUUGGACCAAGGCGGCGCUAUAAAUUUUAUAAAUAAGGAUCUUACAGUUCGACCUAAAAAAGGAAGUGCUUUGGUUUGGCGAAAUUUGAACAAUUCCUUGAACUUCGAUGUACGGCUAUUCCAUUUCUCCUGCCCAGUUAUAGUCGGCUCCAAAUGGACCCUUGUUAAACGGUUACACGAAGUCCCUCAAAUAUUUUCCAGACCUUGCCGAAAUAAUUCCAUUGAAUUUAAUGCUUUUCAAAACAGUAACAUGAGACAUUUUGUAUUCCUUUUUUAUAUUUUUUUCAUAGUAAAAUAUAGUGGAUCUGAAAAAUCGGAAAAAGAAAUAGAAGAUGAGAAAUGGGAACUCGAAUUUAACACGGAAUACUACAGUUCCUCGUGUUUGGGUUUGGUUAAGCUCCUAAACCUGGAGAAUGAAUUUAUGAGAAAUUUUACUCUUUACACUGAUGCUUUGCAGGAAAAAGUAAAUACAUUAAAUCUUUAUCUUGAUUUCUUAAAGCGAACCAAACACUCAACUCAAAAAGAAAGAGAAAAGUUUGUGUCCAAUCCACUAAAUUCAUUUGGGUUGAUAAGAAGACUUCACCAGGAUUGGCCUAAAUUGCAGAAUUAUGUAUUUUCCCCUGUAGGAAUGGAUACACUCGAUCAAAUGGAAGCCAUUGUGAUGAAAGGACCCGGGGUCUAUGACAUGAAUGAGGCCCAAAAAUCUAUGAGUCGUAUUGAAACCACGUACAGAAAAGAUUUGGCCAAAGGUAUUAUUUACAACAAAAAAUACAGAUCUGAAAUGGGCUUUAGAGAUUACUUUUCUCUGGCUCUACAUAAAUUCGAUUCCGGCGAUUACAAUAGAUCUAUUGAAUGGCUUCAGGAGGCUCAGCAGUACAAGAGUCUGGAAAACCUUAGCCCCACCGAUAAGAUCCUAGGUGAUCCUUGGGAAGAGUUCGCUCGAUCUAUAAUAAUCCAUAAUAUUUCUCUAACAAAUCCAUCCUUGAAUAAUGAAACUAUUUACAAAGAAGCUAGCAAAAAAUUAAAAGUCUCAAAAUCUGAAGAAAUAGAGAAAGACAUUAACUCAUUGCUGAAUAAAUGGGACAAAGAAAGCCACAAUGCAAAAAAUACCACAGAACCAUCUAUUAUCGCCCAUUAUAGUGGAUGUCGAAAUCAAUUUCCAACAAAAAAGAAUCUUGUCUGUCGAUAUAACACCACAACUACACCAUUUCUGAAAUUGGCUCCACUGAAGUUGGAAGAAGUAAGCCUCGAUCCCUACAUUGUUCUUUACCAUAAUGUAUUAUCCGAUGAGGAGAUUGAUGAAAUGAAAGGUGUUAUUGAUACAUUUUAUAAUGGUUGGACAGAUAUGGAUGAAAGCAAAGAAAUCAUAAGCCGUCUUGUUUGGUUAACCAAGGAGUCAAGUUUCAGGAAGCGCUUGAACCUGCGUAUUAGAGAUAUCACAGGAUUCAUGGUUGAUGAAAUUCCAGGACUCCAAAUAGCCAAUUUUGGAGUGGGUGGACAAUUCAAGCCGCAUUAUGAUUAUUUCACAGAGCGCAUUUUAAGAUUAAAUAGUACUGAACUGGGAGAUCGAAUGGCUAGCAUUAUCUUCUAUGCUGGUGAUGUUGUUCAUGGUGGUCAGACAGUGUUUCCAGAUAUUCAAAUAUCUGUAAAGCCUCAAAAGGGAAGUUGCUUGGUUUGGUUCAAUACCUUUGAUGAUGCAACACCAGAUCCCAGAUCUUUGCACUCCGUUUGCCCCGUUUUGGUUGGUGACCGAUGGACCAUAACUAAAUGGUUGCAUUAUGAGCCCCAACUAUUUGUGAAGCCCUGCUUCCAAAGAUCUGAAAAUAAUAUAUGACGUGUACUUGAAAUUAAACCAUGAAUAAAUAAA
Drosophila bipectinata is the source of this 3168-nucleotide messenger RNA. Its product is annotated as prolyl 4-hydroxylase subunit alpha-2. Lineage: Eukaryota; Metazoa; Arthropoda; Insecta; Diptera; Drosophilidae. Gene Ontology annotation, molecular function: iron ion binding; procollagen-proline 4-dioxygenase activity; protein binding. Gene Ontology annotation, cellular component: endoplasmic reticulum. Gene Ontology annotation, biological process: peptidyl-proline hydroxylation to 4-hydroxy-L-proline. The record is from RefSeq and is a predicted model, not a curated record.